Gossypium raimondii (Peruvian cotton) is the source of this 1023-nucleotide messenger RNA. RefSeq lists its product as uncharacterized. The coding region runs from base 1 to 1023 and encodes 340 amino acids. The transcript has 2 exons. The record is from RefSeq and is a predicted model, not a curated record. Lineage: Eukaryota; Viridiplantae; Streptophyta; Magnoliopsida; Malvales; Malvaceae.
AUGGUGCCUGAUGAGAUAUUGUAUCGAUGUGGGAAUUUCGACUGGGUCCCUUUACUUAGGAUUUGGGGAGCUAUUGGCUAUGCGCCAUUGAUGGUACUGAAACAAUAUGGGUCAAGACAGUUCGUGCCUGCCACCCAAGGACUAGCUCAGUGCGAGUUUUCGUAUAAUGAUGAUGGUUACAAGAAGAAGAUUCGAGAGAUGACCAAUGCUUGGAGGCAAACUCAUCGGAUGAAACGAUUUACUGUGGGAGCAAUGACGACCCCUGAGUAUCAUGGAUGGCGAAGUAAGAGGAUUAAUGAUAACAUCCUCGGGCCAAAAGAAGAUUGCGUUCGAUCCAUAGAGGAGCAUUUGCAAGUAGUUCCAUCAGAAUUAGAGAUCAUCAAACAGGACUUUGAAAAACGAAGUUUGGAAUUGGAAAGGAAGAUAGAGCAGCUAGAAGAGGAAAAGAUGCGUUUGGGACUAGAUGUCGAUAUCCACAAGUUGGAAGCUGAAAAGUUGAGGAAAGGGAAGAACAAGGCUGAAGAGGAUUUAGAUAGUCUAAAAACAGAUUAUAAGAAGCUUCGUUUGUCACUGAGAACUGCGGGUUUAGAAUGCCGAAAUGAAGAAGCAAUAUUAAAAGCCCAGAUAGCUGAGUUGGAAAGGUCGCUUCACUUGUGCCGUAGUCGUAACUCUAUGAUCGAGCUGAGAGCAAGUUUGAGCAAGAUUGAAAAAUUGAAGGAAAAGAUAGAAGAACUUGAAGACGCAUUGCGAAAUUCUGAAUUACGAGUAGAAUUUCUUGAAAGACGUAAUGAGCAGUACCAGGAGCAGCUCCAUCAUCUUCAAAGUCAGAUUAGAGAUAGAGAUUACGUUAUGGGCGAAGCUGUGACUGAAGUGCGAGAAGUGGCUAACCAUCUCCAACCCUUAACGGUUCAGGCUGAUAUACUGAGUUUGAAAUAUGAAUCAGAGUCAAGUCGGGGUCGAGAGUUAGCUUGGCUCCUUAAGAGGGUUAAGACUUUGAGCAUAAAGGCAAAGCCGUAUAUGUAA